AGGUGGACUUACAAUUAUGGCUGUCCAGAGAGCGAUUUGUGUGUUUGCUGUGCUGAUUCUCCUGAUACCAGAGUCGGUGUCACAGCUAUCUGUUUGCGGUCGGCCAACACUCAACACCAAGAUAGUUGGAGGACAGGUGGCCCGUGAAGGCAGCUGGCCCUGGAUGGCCGAUCUGCACGAAAAUGGAAGUCACUUCUGUGGAGGAUCCCUCAUUAACAAUCAAUGGGUGCUGAGCGCUGCUCACUGCUUCUCAAGUUCCUCUACAAGCAACCUGGUUGUGUAUCUGGGUCGUCAGAGACAAGAGGGAUCCAACCCCAACGAGGUGUCUCAGACGGUAACACAGAUUAUCAAUCAUCCCAGCUACAACAGCGUCACUAAUGACAACGACAUCACCCUACUGCAACUCUCCUCACCGGUUACUUUCACCAACUACAUUUCACCUGUCUGCCUGGCAGCCACAAACAGCACCUUCUUCGCCGGAGUUAACAGCUGGGUCACUGGGUGGGGCAAUAUUGGAAGUGGAGUUCCCCUUCCUUCCCCACAAAACCUCAUGGAGGUGAACGUCCCAAUUGUGGGAAACAGACAGUGUAACUGCGACUAUGGAGUGGGCUCCAUCACUGACAACAUGCUGUGUGCUGGGUUACGUGAAGGAGGGAAGGACUCCUGCCAGGGAGAUUCUGGAGGUCCACUUGUGAUCAAGCAGAACGAUCGCUGGAUUCAGGCAGGAGUCGUGAGUUUUGGAAAAGGUUGUGCUGAGCCUAACUUCCCAGGAGUCUACACCAGAGUGUCCCAGUACAACUCAUGGAUUAACAGUCAAAUCAGCAGCAACCAGCCGGGCUUCAUCUCCUUCAGAUCCACUGGGACAAACAGUGACCUCAGUGUCACCUGUACAGGCCUGCCAGCCAUUACAACCACCACCACUACAACCACCACCACCCUCCCUCCAACCACUACAACCACCACCACUACAACCACCACACUCCCUCCAACAACUACGAUCACCCUCACUACUAUAACCACCACUGUCCCUUCAACCACUAAAAACUCCACCACCCUCCCUCCAACCACUAAAACCACCACCACUGUCCCUCCAACCACUACAACCACCACCACCCUCCGUCCAACCACUACAACCACCACCACCCUCCGUCCAACCACUACAACCACCACCGUCCCUCCAACCACCACACCAAGACCGGUGGUCUGUGGAGAAGCCCCCUUGAAUUCUCGUAUUGUUGGCGGAAGCUCGGUGGCAACAGAUGGCGUGUGGCCAUGGAUGGCUAGUUUACAGAAGAAUGGGAGACAUGUGUGUGGUGGGACUCUGGUGGGUGUGGACUCUGUGCUAAGCAACAGCAAUUGUUUUUCAAGUUCCCCUGUAGCGUCUGAGUGGACUGUUGUGUUGGGCCGUUUGAAGCAGAAUGGCGCCAACCGGUUUGAGGAGACAGUGAAUGUGAUAAAUGUCACUCUGAGCAACCUGACUGCGUCCAAUGUUGCCGUGCUGCAUCUAUCAACCAAACCCACUCUGUCCAACUACAUCCAACCCAUCUGCCUGGACAACAGACGGACCUUCGCUGGGGGCGUGACAUGCUGGGCUGCUGGAUGGAGCUCCGGACGAGGAGGGGAAGAACAAGUCCUGCAGGAGUUCCAGACCUCAGUGGUUGACUGUGGCAAUGCUUCAACGAGUGACAGUGAUAUUUGUGUGGGAGCUUUCACGCUGGAGCAGGGUGACUCUGGGGGUCCGUUGAUGUGUAAGCAAGACGGUUCUUGGUUCCAGGCGGUCGUCUUAUCAGUUGAAAAUAACUCCACCAGUCGAACACGAGCAGACCCACCAAUGGUCUUCACAAGACUGAGUCGCUUUGAGUCCUUCCUGACUCAGACUCUGGGGACGUUCUUGUCUCCAAACUCAGGCAGAAACAACACAAACGUCACUACCUCAGCCCCCACUGACUCCAAUGCCGUCACUACCAGUGGGGGCACACCCAAUCGAUCCAUUUUCUUCUUGUUCUUCCAUGUCCUCUUCCUCUUUUCUUGUCUCCAACUCUUCUUAUAGAAAUGUCUUUAAAUGAUUUACACAAUGUGGUGAGCACAAAUGAAUGUGAGCAAACUUGAAGAAGCAUUGUUACUUAAAACUCUAGCUGUGAUUGGUUGACUUGACUGUCCCUCUAUCUGUUGACUACUAGCAGCAGAGCUGUGAAAAGUAAGAGCCAAAGGGUAGCUGUGUGGUUCUUUUUCAGUUGACUCAACAGAUACCUGUUAAAGCUCAGUCUGUGCUGAGGAAGAGUGAUUCCUUGCUGUUUUUUAGUGUGAAGGACAGUAGGCUUAACCAUGAGCCCCUUUGGCUUUUGCUCUGCUGUUUGACAAAAAUGUCAAAUUUUCGCACUGUUAAAUGUUCUGUACUUACUGUAAACACAAUAUUAUGUUGUUGUACUAGAAUAUUGCUUAUCAUUGGCUUCUAUCUUGGAUUGUACAAGAUUUCAUGGUGUAGGGUUGCCAUUCAUAUUUCUUCUUUCUUAGUUUAAUGUACGUUAAUGGUUACAACAGUAAACUAAACAAAGGCCAACCUAUAAAUUAUUCACUUUUAAUCUAUAUUAGUCGCAGCUGAUUUUGCAUCAGCAAACAGACUCAAGAAAGAAGGGAAUAUAUAUGCACCUAACAUGUUGAUUAAACGCCUUCAAUAGUUUCAACAAAA
Mugil cephalus (flathead mullet) is the source of this 2689-nucleotide messenger RNA. Its product is annotated as transmembrane protease serine 9-like. The transcript is spliced from 10 exons. Bases 17 to 2050 code for a protein of 677 amino acids. Gene Ontology annotation, biological process: proteolysis. Gene Ontology annotation, molecular function: serine-type endopeptidase activity. Lineage: Eukaryota; Metazoa; Chordata; Actinopteri; Mugiliformes; Mugilidae. The record is from RefSeq and is a predicted model, not a curated record.